Molecule: messenger RNA, 1275 nt
Organism: Aureobasidium namibiae CBS 147.97
Lineage: Eukaryota; Fungi; Ascomycota; Dothideomycetes; Dothideales; Saccotheciaceae
Exons: 1
Coding region: 1-1275 (424 amino acids)
Molecular function (GO): NAD binding; NADP binding; oxidoreductase activity
Source: RefSeq, a predicted model, not a curated record
AUGGGUCUGAAAGAUGUUGGUUUCAUUGGCCUCGGCGCCAUGGGAGGUGGUGUAGCCAUCAACCUUGCAAGAGAAGGAUACAACGUCAAAGGCUUUGAUUUGGCACAACCGCUAGUCGAUGCUCUGGUCAACGAGGGCGGAAAGGCAGCAAAGACACAGCAAGAGACCGCCACAGAUGUCGAGUACCUCUGCAUCAUGGUCGCCAACCACUUCCAAACCAGCUCCGCUCUCUUCGACGGCGACAAUCCAGCCAUCAAGGGUCUCGGCCAGAACAAGACUGUCAUUUUGCUGUCAACAACUCCUCCCUCUUACCUCCACGAGUUGAGGCAAAAGCUAGAUGAUGCUGGCAGAUCAGACGUCAAGCUUCUCGACUGCCCCGUCUCGGGAGGCACCAUCCGUGCUGCAAAUGGCACCCUCAGCAUCUUCGCCGCCGGCAAGGAAGAAGAAGUCGAAGCAGCCAAGGACAUCCUAAACACCAUGUCCGGCAACCUCUACCGCAUCCAAGGCGGCAUCAGCAGCGGCACAAAAGUAAAGACCAUCCACCAAUUGCUUGCUGCCACAAACAUCAUCUUGGCUUCAGAAGCCAUGGGUCUCGCCGCCACCGUAGGCCUCAACACCCAAAAAGUAUACGAGCACGUCAAGGCCAACGACGGCACGAGUUUCAUGUUUGAGAACCGCGCGCCGCACAUGCUGCAAGAUGACUGGUCGCCUCUGUCAGCUCUAGGCAUCAUUCUCAAGGACGCGGGUAUUGUGACCGCCACUGCUCGUCAAGGAUACUUCCCCACUCCCCUCGCGGAAUGCGCCGAGCAAUGCUACCUCCAAGGUCUGCAAGCCGGUCUUCUCAGGGACGACGACGCAAAGCUAGUCACCAUGUACAUUCCCUCAUCCUCGGCCUCGCUAGUCAAGGAAAUGGCCACCGCAGACGUCAAAAUGCACUCCAACCACCAAGUCUCCGCCGACACCGUCAACGACUUGCUGGCUGGCGUGCACCUCGCCGCCAGUGUAGAGGCAAUGGCUUUCUGCAAGCAUCUAGGCAUGGACCGCAAACUCAUGUGUGAGAUCAUCUCAAAGGCUGCGGGUUGGUGUGAUAUGUAUACCAAGCACAUCCCUGCCAUGUUGGAGAAGGACGAUUGGAGUCUGGCGAGUUGUGCUGCCGCUGAUGAUGUGAGGAAGAGAUUGGAGGCUGUGGUUGACAAGGCCAGGGCGCUCAAGUACCCUGUUCCUAUGGCUUCGGCUGCUUUGCAGCAAUUCUACUUUGCUGGUCUUAGAGGGUAG